AUGGGUGACGCCCAAAGUUCCUGCGCCUGUGGCAGCGGUAGUUCGCUGUUCUUGUCACUCAUAAGCAUCUUUUUCAUCUGGGUCAUCGUCCUUCCCCGAAACCCUAAAAUCACAAUCACUGAUGCCCUUCUCACCCAGUUCAGUUUCACCAACACCACCACCAACAGCACCCUCUACUACAACCUUGCCUUCAACCUCACCAUCAGAAAUCCCAACAAAAGGCUCGGCAUCAGCUACCGUCGCAUCCGAGUCAUUGGUAACUACCAAAAGAAGAGGUUUGCCCUCGUGACUUUGCCUAAUACCACAGUACCGUUUUACCAAGGCCACAAGAACACCACCUUUUUGAGUGACAUAAUUGUUCAAGGGCAGCAGGUGGUGAAGUUUGGGAAAAAGGAGAUUUCCGAGUUUAACAAGGAGAUUGCCACUGGAAUUUACAAUAUAGAUGCAGUGCUCGCUCUUCGGGUGAAGCUCAGGUUGGGCACAAUAAAGUUUCACAACUAUGGCCCGGAAAAUAUCCACUGCAAGCUGAAACUUCCUUUAAGUACUAGAAAUAGUACUUUAAAUCAAACAUCCGUGAGUAGCAGUUUCAAUGUUACAAAUUGUGGGCAUGUUUCUGUGGUUACUGGUUUUUUCUUGUCUUGGUUUUCAUGA
This is a messenger RNA of Rosa chinensis, 651 nucleotides long. Its product is annotated as NDR1/HIN1-like protein 10. The coding region runs from base 1 to 651 and encodes 216 amino acids. Lineage: Eukaryota; Viridiplantae; Streptophyta; Magnoliopsida; Rosales; Rosaceae. The record is from RefSeq and is a predicted model, not a curated record. Gene Ontology annotation, biological process: defense response to other organism. The transcript has a single exon.